UUCAAACUCAUCGUCAAUCAGUGACUCCGACCUUAACGAUUACUGUCGGCGGUCUGCACCCUCUAUUCCGGUGCUGCUUCUAUCUCUGCUCUUCGAGUUUGAGGGUUAGCUUCACUGUCGUUUCGUCAGCCCCUCUCUCUUGUCCCUCCAGUGACUCCUCCGUCCUACACAGACUUCAAUUCUGCACCAGCUCCACAGAAGCAGAAUCGUUAGUCCCUCACACCUCCGUGACUCCGUCCUGCACGGGUUGCUACUGGUGGUAUGCAUCUCUGAUUCCGGUGGCACUGAACCUUCAUCUUACAGGUUGUUGAUUCAUUAAGGCAAGGUCAUCAGGCAAUGAUAUUUGUUAAUUCGUGAAAGGAUACAGAAAAAACAUCAGGAAAACCAGUUGAACUUGCAUUUGUUAGGAAGUAUGAUAACCUGGAGAUUCAAGAGUAACACCCAUCCACAGUUUUCCGUAGUAAAGAAGGAACUAGUGUAAAACUUUUCAUACCAAAAGCUUGUGAACUCUUUGAAGGAUAUUUUUGCAGUAAACAGAUCAGCAAAGAUGAUUCCUUUUACAAGCUUAAGGGACUUGAAAAUCUCGUUCGGCCCAUUCAACUCAUUUUCCCAAAGUAGAUGGAAAAAACCAGUUGUUACAGCUCAGGUUCGCUUAGAAACAAGAACGAGAGACCUUAAACUUGACAAGCUUAUUACCCACCUUAACAAACUCAAAACUGUUCUCAAAAUCCAGCAGCUCAUUUCCCAUCGAAAACAAGGCCCCUUUGUCUCCUUACAGCUGAUGUCCCGUUGGAGAAACAUUGUUGGACUUAAUGUGGGCAUGGGCAUCUUCCUUCACAAGUAUCCCCAUGUUUUUGAAGUAUUUAAGCACCCAAUUAGGAAGAAUAUCUGCUGCAGAUUAAGUACAAGAUUUAGGGAUUUGAUUGAUGAGGAAAAAAGGGUUAUGAAAGAAUAUGAAUCAGAAUUAGUAAGGAGAAUAAAGAAGUUGCUGAUGAUGUCUAAAACUGGGACCCUCCAUGCUCAUGCUUUGAGAUUGAUAAGUAGAGAAUUAGGUUUGCCUGAAAAUUUUUGGGAUUCUAUUUUGGGAAAGUACUCCUUGGAUUUUAGGCUGACUGAUUUGGAAAUUGUUGAACUAGUUGCAAGAGAUGAGAGUUUGACAGUGUCUGAGGUUGAAAAAUGGAGAGAAAAAGAGUACACUGAGAAAUGGUUGAGUGAGUUUGAAACAAGAUAUGCAUUUCCUAUUAACUUUCCAACUGGAUUUAAGAUGGAGAUAGGAUACAGGGAGAAGUUAAAGAAUUGGCAGAGGCUUCCUUAUUUGAAGCCUUAUGAAAGAAGAGAGGGUAUGAGAGUACGUACUUGUGGAGGAGUUGAGCGGUUUGAGAAGCGGGCAGUUGGAAUCAUUCAUGAGUUGCUGAGCUUGACUGUGGAGAAGAUGGUUGAAGUUGACAAACUGGCUCAUUUUAGGAAAGACUUUGCAAUACAAGUUAACGUGCGUGAACUGCUUCUGAAACACCCUGGAAUAUUCUAUGUAUCAACAAAGGGAAGCACCCAGACUGUAUUUCUUAGAGAAGCUUAUAGCAAAGGAUGCCUGGUUGAGACCAAUCCGGUUUAUAUUGCUCGAAGGAAAAUGUUGGACCUUGUCCUGCUAGGACGUCGAAAUGCUAGAAGGAUGUUCCAUCAAGAGGAAAGAAUUGAGGAAGGUCAUAGUUUAGUUUCCACAGCAGAUGGAGAUGGCUCAAGAGAUGGUACUGACUGGGUUAUUCCAACUUUAGAAGGUUGUGACACUGACAAUGAAGAUCCACUGAAUAGUCUUGAUGAAAUCAGUAAUUCCAAGGAAGAGUUCCAUGGAUACUGUGAAAGUGGAAGUUGUAAAACUUAUUAACAUAUGGAGAGUGAAUCAGGUCGGCCACAUGAUGUUUAACAUUCGUUUUGCAAGCUAUUCUCUUUUUCUCUUCCACAACUACGAGCCUGGACGUCGACAUAUAGAAAUUUUAUAUUUCACAACCACUGCUCUGGAAAUUUUUUAUGAUUUUAUGACAAAUUUAAUGCCCGCUAGUUUGCUACCAGCUACCAUAAAAAAAAAAAAAAAUG
Molecule: messenger RNA, 2091 nt
Organism: Rubroshorea leprosula
Lineage: Eukaryota; Viridiplantae; Streptophyta; Magnoliopsida; Malvales; Dipterocarpaceae
Source: the annotation of a GenBank genome assembly